Messenger RNA from Pygocentrus nattereri (red-bellied piranha), 6299 nucleotides. RefSeq names its product mindbomb E3 ubiquitin protein ligase 1 (gene mib1). NCBI's taxonomy places the organism in Eukaryota, Metazoa, Chordata, Actinopteri, Characiformes, Serrasalmidae. Gene Ontology annotation, molecular function: zinc ion binding; ubiquitin-protein transferase activity; protein binding. The transcript is spliced from 24 exons. Gene Ontology annotation, cellular component: cytoplasm. The coding region runs from base 672 to 3731 and encodes 1019 amino acids. The record is from RefSeq and is a predicted model, not a curated record. Gene Ontology annotation, biological process: protein ubiquitination.
CACGCUCUCGUUCUCGGGUCCUCCUCUCCGGUUCUCUCAUGGCGUCUCGCGCUGCGUGACUCGCGACCCGUUCCGCGCGGAGCGGCGCUUCGGUUCAGCUCCGUCUCCGGUGAAACGGCGCGGAGCCGCGGGGCCGCAGAGCGGGAGGUCGUGGCUGCUGUGCGUGUCUGUGGUGGUCUUGCUCUCAGGGGGCUGUCAGUCCGGCAGGGGCGUUCAGCGCGGUUCAGUUCAGCGUGUGGAGCUCGAGCGGAGCGGCUCUGCGUUCAGAGGCGUUUUUCACAGGGAACGAACUCCACAUCGCCUCGCGCAGCAAGUUGGACACCCAUCUGUUGAGUGUCGUUUAAGUUCAGUCCUGGACUUUUUCAUGGUUUGUUUGCUGUGUGGUCGGAGAAAAAAUGGACAUGUCGAGCGACCUUAGCAGCUUUAAUGUUUUUUCCCCAAAAUUUGGUUUCGUUGUUUUUGCGAAGUAACGUUAACGUUGCAGCAGCGUUAGCUUAGCUCACAACUUUGGAGCUACUGCUAGCUGGUUAGCCUUUCAGCGACCAGAGCUCGUCGUAAUCGGCCCAGAUGUAACUCGGCCACAGACUGGGGUAGAUUUCGACGUCGUUUUGAGAGCUAGCUUGCUUGCUUGAGCUAGCGGAGUGUUUUCUUCCGUUCGGAGUUGUUCGUAAAUGACCACCGGCAGGAAUAACCGAGUCAUGAUGGAAGGAGUGGGAGCCAGAGUCAUCCGCGGACCGGACUGGAAGUGGGGGAAGCAGGACGGCGGAGAGGGCCAUGUGGGCACCGUGAGGAGUUUUGAAAGCCCCGAAGAGGUGGUGGUGGUCUGGGACAACGGCACCGCCGCAAAUUACCGCUGCUCCGGGGCUUACGACGUGCGGAUCCUCGAUAGUGCGCCCACAGGUAUCAAGCAUGAUGGCACCAUGUGCGACACCUGUCGGCAGCAGCCGAUCAUUGGCAUUCGCUGGAAGUGUGCAGAGUGCACCAACUAUGACCUGUGUACCACCUGUUACCAUGGCGACAAACACCAUCUGCGGCACAGGUUCUACCGUAUUACUACACCGGGCAGUGAAAGGGUGCUUUUGGAGUCUCGACGCAAAUCAAAGAAGAUCACAGCCCGUGGCAUCUUUGCUGGAGGCCGAGUGGUGCGGGGAGUGGAUUGGCAGUGGGAGGACCAGGAUGGGGGCAACGGCAGGAGGGGAAAGGUGACGGAGAUACAGGACUGGAGUGCAGCCAGCCCCCACAGUGCAGCCUACGUCCUCUGGGACAACGGGGCCAAGAACCUUUACCGAGUUGGCUUUGAGGGCAUGUCAGACUUGAAAUGUGUGCAAGAUGCUAAAGGGGGCACGUUCUACAGAGACCACUGUCCAGUGUUGGGUGAGCAGAAUGGGAACCGGAACCCAGGUGGCCUGCAGAUCGGAGACCUGGUCAACAUCGACCUGGACCUGGAGAUCGUUCAGUCUCUGCAGCAUGGCCAUGGAGGCUGGACUGACGGAAUGUUCGAGACGCUCACCACCACCGGCACUGUGUGCGGCAUUGAUGAGGACCACGACAUUGUUGUCCAGUAUCCCAGCGGCAACAGGUGGACGUUCAACCCUGCAGUACUGACAAAAGCCAACGUGGCGCGCAGCGGGGAGGUGGCGGCUGGUGCAGAGGGAGGGAGUUCUCAGUUCAUGGUUGGAGACCUGGUCCAGAUCUGCUACGAUAUUGACCGCAUCAAACUGCUGCAGAGGGGCCACGGGGAAUGGGCUGAAGCCAUGCUUCCGACUCUGGGUAAAGUGGGCAGAGUGCAGCAGAUCUAUUCUGACAGUGACCUGAAAGUGGAGGUGUGCGGCACUUCCUGGACCUACAACCCAGCUGCUGUCACCAAAGUGGCCCCUGCUGGCUCUGCUGUUACCAAUGCCUCUGGAGAGCGCCUGUCUCAGCUGCUGAAGAAGCUGUUUGAGACUCAGGAGUCUGGAGAUAUUAACGAGGAGCUGGUGAAGGCAGCAGCCAAUGGAGACCUGGCUAAAGUGGAGGACAUCUUGAAGAGACCGGAUGUGGACGUGAACGGUCAGUGUGCUGGACACACAGCCAUGCAGGCGGCCAGCCAGAACGGCCACGUGGACGUGCUGAAAUUACUGCUGAAACACAAUGUGGACCUGGAGGCCGAGGAUAAAGAUGGAGACAGAGCAGUCCAUCAUGCUGCAUUUGGAGACGAGGGGUCUGUCAUUGAGGUGCUGCACCGAGGCGGCGCCGACCUGAAUGCCAGAAACAAGCGGCGACAGACACCGCUGCACAUUGCUGUCAACAAGGGCCACCUCCAGGUGGUGAAGACCUUGCUCGACUUCGGCUGCCACCCCAGCCUUCAGGACUCAGAAGGAGACACACCUCUGCAUGAUGCCAUCAGCAAGAAGAGGGAUGACAUGCUGUCGGUUUUGCUGGAGGCUGGUGCUGACGUCACCAUCACCAAUAACAAUGGCUUCAAUGCCCUACAUCACGCUGCGCUCCGGGGGAACCCCAGUGCCAUGCGUGUGCUGUUGUCUAAACUGCCCAGGCCCUGGAUAGUGGAUGAGAAGAAGGAUGAUGGAUACACUGCCCUUCACCUGGCCGCUCUGAACAAUCACGUGGAGGUGGCUGAACUUCUAGUCCACCAGGGAAGUGCCAGUCUUGACAUACAGAAUGUAAACCAGCAGACGGCGUUGCACUUGGCCGUGGAGCGGCAGCACACACAGAUUGUGCGGCUGCUGGUGAGAGCUGAGGCUAAGCUGGAUGUGCAGGACAAGGAUGGGGACACGCCGCUGCACGAGGCCCUGCGUCACCACACGCUGUCCCAGCUACGGCAGCUCCAGGACAUGCAGGACGUCAGCAAGGUGGAACCCUGGGAGCCCUCAAAGAACACGCUGAUCAUGGGACUGGGAACUCAAGGAGCAGAGAAGAAGAGUGCCGCCUCCAUCGCCUGUUUCUUGGCCGCCAAUGGAGCCGACCUCACCAUCCGCAACAAGAAAGGCCAGUCUCCCCUGGACUUGUGCCCUGACCCCAGUCUCUGCAAGGCAUUGGCCAAGUGUCACAAAGAGAAGACCAGUGGUCAGGUGGGCUCCCGUAGCCCAUCACUAAACAGCAACAAUGAGACACUGGAGGAGUGCAUGGUUUGCUCAGAUAUGAAGAGGGACACACUGUUCGGUCCCUGCGGCCACAUCGCCACCUGCUCUCUCUGCUCACCGCGGGUCAAGAAGUGUCUCAUCUGUAAAGAACAGGUCCAGUCCAGGACCAAGAUCGAGGAAUGUGUGGUGUGCUCGGACAAGAAAGCGGCCGUCCUCUUCCAGCCCUGCGGUCACAUGUGCGCGUGUGAGAACUGCGCUAGCCUGAUGAAGAAGUGUGUGCAGUGUCGGGCGGUGGUGGAGCGGCGCACGCCUUUCGUCUUGUGCUGUGGAGGGAAAGCAGGGGGCUCUAACUCAGUGGCAGGGGGGUCGCAGGAUCUUCUCCAGCCCAACAAUCUGGCGCUAAGUUGGUCCAGUGGAAAUAUUCCUGCUCUGCAGAGGGACAAGGACAACACUAAUGUCAACGCAGAUGUGCAGAAGCUUCAGCAGCAGCUGCAGGACAUCAAAGAGCAGACCAUGUGCCCGGUGUGUCUGGAUCGGCUGAAGAACAUGAUCUUCAUGUGCGGCCACGGCACAUGCCAGCUGUGCGGUGACCGCAUGAGCGAGUGCCCCAUCUGCCGGAAGGCGAUCGAGCGGCGGAUCCUGCUCUACUAGAGCUCUGGCUCCGUCACCUCAUCGCUCUUCAUCCACAGUACCGGCCCCCACAUCUUGCAAAGCUUUCUGUGGCUCACUUUAAGCUAAGAGUCAUCAGUGUUAUGUUAACUCUUUCUCUUUAUUAUUUUUGUUGAUUUUUAAUUUCCUUUUACCCAACCUGGACUCAAAUGUAUUCAAUGCCUCAAGGUUAAAUAUUCUGUUUUGUUUUUUCUUUUAUUCACUAAUUUUUUGGGGAAACCAUUUCUUGUUAUGCUCUCUUUUUACUGCCGAGGGCUUUUGGCUUUUCUCAGAUCUUAGAGAUGGUCAGGAGCUACGACCACUCUACUAGUUUUAUGAUCUCAAACGACGUUUUUUCCUACUAAAUCUUUUUGCUGGGACAUGAAUUUGAUCACAUCAACACGUUUCCCUGUAUAAAAACAGAACAACCAAAACGCGCACAUACCCGUUGUCUUCUGAGUUGAUGGACAAGGGAAUUGUCUGCUGUUAUCGACUGUGCGAUAUAGAUACAAAACAGAGAGAUUAGAAUGAAAAACACUGGAGUGUUUCUUUAAAGGGGAAUUCCAGUGAUUUUUUUUUUUUUCCCCCUAAAUGUUCUCCGUAAUUCAAUCUUUUAGAUAUAAACAAAAUAAUUCAGUGAUUUCAUGUGAAAUGGUGCGUCAUAGAGAAACUUUCUGACCCUCUAGAGAUUCCUCUGCAGUGGUGGUGAUAGUGGUGGUGCAGUGUGUACAGCACCCAUACAGACACAUUUAUUUGCUUUCAGAAGUAUCUUCUCAUUGUUGAUGGUGGUAAAAUCUGAAAAAAGUUUCCUUUGUGGACUAUUUUGCCUCACAACUCCCCGCAUGUACCCCUUCGACAUGAAUGGUUUUAAAAAUGUAUUUUAGAGCAGAACUGUCUCAGCCAUCAGGCAACGUAUUUAUAACCAUUUCAUGGGGUAACGGGAACUUCUACAGUGGCAGAUUUUUACAUCAAACCACUUCGAAUGACUUUGUUUAAAUCUUAACCAUUUAAUCAUCCAGAGAUUUAAAAAUAAUCUGUAGAACACUACAAAGUUUUGGAGAGCCAGGCCCAGCGCAAGGGUUAAUUUCAUGCCAGUUCUUUCUAUACAACUUCUAAUGAGCAUCUGUAUGGCCUUUCUUAUUGUCAGCCCUCAUUUGCAAGCCUCAAACGACUUGCCACUUUUUCUACAUUUUUCUUCUAAUGUAUUGUACUAUAUGGCCUGCUGCAAGCACAUCUGUAGCUGCAGUGUCAGUGAUCAGUGAGUGUUCAGCCAGCGUGGUGACGGUAAAGAAACGUCUUAAACACUAAAACCCUCCACUUUGUCAAAACUGCCUGAGACCCAUACGCUGCCAUUUAGAGUUUGGACUUUUGUAGUAUCUACAUUAAAUGAAAUCCCCUCUUUUUUUCUUUUCCCAAGCCAUGAUUUAAAAAUCAUGCGUGAAACUAGAAUAUAUCGCAAAACAACAUGUAACAUUGACAUCCAUUCUCUUGCAUGUGAUAGUUAGUCUACAUACCAGCUGUACUACAGUAUACAUACUGAGUAUUAUUGUCACAUAUUUGGUGGAAGUACUAAGGAUGGAAGAUCAAGGCCGGUCAAUACAGCUUAUCCUCAUUGUCUUAAAAUGGAAGUCCUGCUGUUUUUGUGGCUGUGUUACGAGGCGUUGAUGGAAGAGUCUGCUAAUAACCAUUGAUUUGUGUUGUUCCAAAAAAAUAUUAAACUAGUUUCUGGGGAUAAGGUGCUGUUUUACCUUUUUACUGUCUUUAUUUAUGUUUUUCAUCUUUUUAAUUCAAAAAUAGACUGAACUAGGGUGUACAAUCUAAUAUAAAGCCAAGAAGAGGUAUAAGAAUUUUUUUCUAUGGUUACCAGCAGGUAGGAAACUAGGUUUUUACAAUAGCUUUUCUUUUACUCGUCUUACCUUUUGUCACAAGGAAAAACAAGUUUGUAGCCUGAGAACUAUUUACCAAAACACUGUAUCGUUCUGCGCUUGUAGUUCACGCCUUUAGAAGAUUGGGAUCACAGUUCUGUUCAGCUAUAACUUCCAUCUUGUUUACCAACAGUGUUUCAAAUCAUGCUGAGUCUUUAAAGAAGUCGAAAAUAAAGAGGUUCUGUGUAGUCUCUGUAAUCCUGUGGAGCCGUUUCCACGUCAGCAGAAUCUGUAUCGAGAUGGCAUGUUCCAUCUUCCAGCUUAUCACUCUUUUUGUUUGUUUUUGUUUGUUUUGUUUUUUAAAGAUGGACAAGAAAAAAAGUAACUUCAUACUUUUGCCUUUUUAAGAUUUUGUAUCAUUUUCAGUGAUCAUGUUAACAUUCAAUGCUUAGAUGCACUAAUGUACUUUAAUGGUAGUAUUGUGUUGUAUUGUCAUGGUUACUUAAAGGCCUAUUUUGUAUCUUAUUUUCACUACAUAAAGACUUGCAGAUUUAAAGGUUUCAUUCUUUUUUUUCUUUUUUUUUGGCAUGGAUGUUUGAUGUAUGCAGUACAUUUAUCAUGGAAAACAGCUGUUCACUAUGUAUUGCAAAGUGCUUUUGAGAAGAAAUGCAUUGCUGAAUAAAGAUCUAAUGGAACCACACAGUGA